ACACACACUUUACUAUCUCAAUCUCAACAAAACAAACACUCUUCUUUCUCUAUUCUCUUUGUAUUUUGAAAAAAAAUCUGAAAAAUUACCAAAAAAAUGGGUCUCUUCAAAUUGUUUUCUGUUAUGAUUAUUGCUGCAUUGUUGUUGAGCACAACAACAAUGGCUCAAUCUCUUACCAAAUCACAACCACCGAGGAAAGCAAUCUCUCCGUCGCCUGCAGCCGUCACUCAAUCACCGGCGUCUUCUCCUUCUCAACCAUCAGAUGCAGCUAUCUCUCCUUCUUCAAUCUCUGCUCCACCAUCUAAAGCACCAGGACCUGCUUCAAGCGGUGUCGUUUUCAACAGAGUAUCUGUUUCUGCUGGAUCUGCUGCGAUUGUUGUUUUUGCAGCGGUUUUCAUCAUGUAGAUAGAUAACCAGGGUUAUCUUUUGUUUUCUUUAUUUUAUUAAUAAUUAAACUUCUAUGAUUCAAUUUAUUUAUUUAUUUAUUUUGUAUUACAGUGUGUGUUCUUCUCAAUUAAACUUUUAUAUGAUAUGAUAUAUUUAUUGAUUUCUUUAAAUAUCCUUGUUAUUAUUCUUAUUAAUUGUUUUAACUUCGUUUCAUAGUUUGUAAGAAAAAUUUCGGUUCAUAUUUGUGAA
Messenger RNA from Trifolium pratense (red clover), 636 nucleotides. RefSeq names its product classical arabinogalactan protein 1-like. The coding region runs from base 97 to 405 and encodes 102 amino acids. Lineage: Eukaryota; Viridiplantae; Streptophyta; Magnoliopsida; Fabales; Fabaceae. The record is from RefSeq and is a predicted model, not a curated record. The transcript has a single exon.